Molecule: messenger RNA, 4805 nt
Organism: Amoebophrya sp. A25
Lineage: Eukaryota; Dinophyceae; Syndiniales; Amoebophryaceae
Source: the annotation of a GenBank genome assembly
AUGCCGUCUCCUAAUGUAGCUCCUUCGUCGAGCUCCUCUGGAGCAGGAAAAACCCUACCUAGUUGGUUGCUCGCUGCCCAGUCAAGUGUCAGGGCAUUCGAGGAAACGCGGAAAGACCAGAACGCAAAAUUGCAUGAUCUUUCGCGAGCUCUAGCAGCAACCGGAACAGGUAGCAGUGUUGCUGGUGGGAGUGGGGGUGGACUGAAGAACGAUGCAACUGGACGAGGAGGUGAAGGCUCGUCUCCUAACGCAAGAAUGCAGCUGCAGACCAAUGGGACCACAGUUUAUGGACAAGAGAGAAAUGCCGCAUGUUGUGGCUGAUUCUUGAGACCAUUGGAUGAAAGGGGACGAGGUAUUUUUAGAUACUAUCUUCAAACAAAAACCGAAACAAUCAGUCACGACUACUUACAUCAAUAUUCUUCAUAUUUUCGACGCCGACGGUUCAGGAACAGCUAACCACUUGCCUGCGGACGUUCUAGUAGUCUGCUUCGGGUAUCUCACUGGCACCGAUAUAGCGCAGCGAUGUGCACCAGUAUGUAAGCUAUGGCGCGAGGCUGUGCACACAGCAGACGACUUAUGGCGCGAUGUCUUCAUCCGAGAUUUCUUCCAUAUUCCUAUGCGCAGUAAGGAGAUUCGAGAUAACAAGCAUAUGGCCACCAGCGUACCUAGCGGAAUCUGCAAUCUGUUUCCGCCAAUGGCUCAACUUAGACGGGCUCUCACUGCUGGAAGCGCAGCUGCGUCGUCGUCAUCAAGUGGAAGAUACGACAAAUGCAAAGCACCACGGAAGGAAGAUCCACUUCUCCGACCCGCUCUGCAAACCGCCCUACAACACUACCACAUACGUGAAGAUUCUCUCACGGAUGUAAGGGCCUUUCGCGACCACGGAGGAGGUAAUGGAGCCACCUGCUCCACCUGCUCCACAUCGGCCUCUACUAGUACAUCUUCUUCUACACAGCAUCUUCGUUCUUCUUCGCUUACUACGACUAGUAACUCUGUGUUGAAAAUGAAGGCCUCCCAUGAUGACCUCGUGCUUCAAGACACAACCACUCUAGGCGAUGUAAACAUCUACCUGUCGGCGUAUCGCAGUUGGAUUGAGCAUUUUCAGUCGCUGAAACAGUGUAGGAACACUGAGAAAACUGCGCGUAUCGAGCAGCUUCGAACCUUUCGAUGGUGUGCAGACUAUUUGCGCAUGUCCGCGAGCUCAGCGCGUGACCUCACCGAGUGGUUCUCAACGAUUUUAGAUCCGAUCGUUGAGGAUGAAACUAGAAAUGUUUCUAUUACAUGGGAGAAUGGCAACUGUUCCAACAUGGAACCGACAGACGAUUUGCGGCGAGCUACAGGUAGGAAAAUGCUCGUCGCAGUAGCUAGUCCAUCUUCCACUAAGAAACUUUACUGUUGAUGCUACAAAGGCUCUGCAAUUGGUAUUGGAAAGUGGUUGAAAUAUUUUGAAUUUGGAAAAAUAAUUUGAAGUUUGAAUUAAUUUAGAAAAAAAUUUUGAUUUUAUUCUAUUUGAAUCGAAUUCAAUUUAUUGAGGUUGAUUCUUCUGCAACUUGAACUUCAGAAUUUUCGACAUAGCCAAUGGAUUUUUGAGAGUCACCUAUGUAUCCACACAAAGUCAAUGUUGCAGCAUAUAGCCGAAAUAUCAGUAUCAGGAGAUGCAUUUCGCAUAUAGUUCGUAUAUUUUCAAGCUUUUAAUUUGACUUCGGAAGCCUAGAAGUUCAAAAUAUUAUUUUCAAGUUUGUUGAAUAUGAAUUUUCAAAAUUUUUGAUUUUAUUCACUAGCCCCCUGGAGAGGUUCCCAAGGGAGAGGAGUCGAAGGGAAGGCGAGACACUCGCUAGAGGGUGAACGUAGAGGGCACGCAAAGAAGUGCGCUAACUUUCAAAAUACUUUCAAAGUUCACGCCUUAACUUUCAAAAUUCAUGUCCUAACUUUCAAAAUUCAUGUCCUAACUUUCAAAAUUCAUGUCCUAACUUUCAAAAUUCAUGUCCUAACUUUCAAAAUUCAUGUCCUAACUUUCAAAAUUCAUGUCCUAACUUUCAAAAUUCAUGUCCUAACUUUCAAAAUUCAUGUCCUAACUUUCAAAAUUCAUGUCCUAACUUUCAAAAUUCAUGUCCUAACUUUCAAAAUUCAUGUCCUAACUUUCAAAAUUCAUGUCCUAACUUUCAAAAUUCAUGUCCUAACUUUCAAAAUUCAUGUCCUAACUUUCAAAAUUCAUGUCCUAACUUUCAAAAUUCAUGUCCUAACUUUCAAAAUUCAUGUCCUAACUUUCAAAAUUCAUGUCCUAACUUUCAAAAUUCAUGUCCUAACUUUCAAAAUUCAUGUCCUAACUUUCAAAAUUCAUGUCCUAACUUUCAAAAUUCAUGUCCUAACUUUCAAAAUUCAUGUCCUAACUUUCAAAAUUCAUGUCCUAACUUUCAAAAUUCAUGUCCUAACUUUCAAAAUUCAUGUCCUAACUUUCAAAAUUCAUGUCCUAACUUUCAAAAUUCAUGUCCUAACUUUCAAAAUUCAUGUCCUAACUUUCAAAAUUCAUGUCCUAACUUUCAAAAUUCAUGUCCUAACUUUCAAAAUUCAUGUCCUAACUUUCAAAAUUCAUGUCCUAACUUUCAAAAUUCAUGUCCUAACUUUCAAAAUUCAUGUCCUAACUUUCAAAAUUCAUGUCCUAACUUUCAAAAUUCAUGUCCUAACUUUCAAAAUUCAUGUCCUAACUUUCAAAAUUCAUGUCCUAACUUUCAAAAUUCAUGUCCUAACUUUCAAAAUUCAUGUCCUAACUUUCAAAAUUCAUGUCCUAACUUUCAAAAUUCAUGUCCUAACUUUCAAAAUUCAUGUCCUAACUUUCAAAAUUCAUGUCCUAACUUUCAAAAUUCAUGUCCUAACUUUCAAAAUUCAUGUCCUAACUUUCAAAAUUCAUGUCCUAACUUUCAAAAUUCAUGUCCUAACUUUCAAAAUUCAUGUCCUAACUUUCAAAAUUCAUGUCCUAACUUUCAAAAUUCAUGUCCUAACUUUCAAAAUUCAUGUCCUAACUUUCAAAAUUCAUGUCCUAACUUUCAAAAUUCAUGUCCUGACUUUCAAAAUUCAUGUCCUAACUUUCAAAAUUCAUGGCCUAACUAUCAAAAUUCAUGUCCUAACUUUCAAAAUUCAUGGCCUAACUAUCAAAAUUCAUGUCUUAACUUCGAAGGUUAGGGCCCAAAACGUAAGCGCCUAACUCAGAACGUAAAUUCAAAAUGUAAAUUCAAAAUUCAAAAUGUAAAUUCAAAAUUCAAAAUGUAAAUUCAAAAUAUAAAAAGAAAAAUCAAAAUUCAAAAUGUAAAUUCAAAAUUCAAAAUGUAAGUUCAAAAUGUAAAUUCAAAAUAUAAAAAGAAAAAUCAAAAUUCAAAAUGUAAAUUCAAAAUUCAAAAUGAGAAUUCAAAAUCAAAAAAGAAAAAUCAAAAUCAAAAAAGAGAAAUCAAAAUCAAAAAAGAGAAAUCAAAAUCAAAAAUAAGAAAAGAAAACCAAGGCAAAACUUUAUAAGUAAAUAGAUUUAUAUUGAAAUUCAUUUUCUGGCAAUCAUCCAGAAAAAAAUACGAUUUUUUUUUGUUGCUUACUUGUCUACAAGUCCGCCAACAUUUAUGUACGUGGCUUGAAUCGGGCUAGGGGCCCGAACCUACGAACUAAGAGAAGUACAGGGACGGGGCCUGCCUUGUAGAAAAGCCAGCGCGGGCUCACAGGGCCACCUAUCUAAGCGCACACUUACCGUGAUGGAUGUAGGAAGGAAAACACUAGCAGAAAUUUGAUAAACUAACCAACGAAAUCGUUCGGAAGCACCGAAUGCAAUAAAUUCUCUCAUAUUUAUUUUGAAUGGGUCCAUGCAUCAUAUAUCUACACUCGUUCAUGCUCAGAUAAUCGAUCUCCACGAGUUAAGCCGGUCGAUAUUUGCCAUCUCGAUUACAAUAUCUUUCCGGCGGCAUUGCAACGAAUUGUAAAGGCUGACAUUACAGCAGCAGAGGAUGGUGCGGUAAGUGACGACGAGAUGAUUAUGUCUGUCCACUUGUCAUCUCAAGAGAAGUGGCGGAUCUGUGAGGCAUGGAUCGAUCCAAAACGAGCCACUGCGUGGCAUACGGAACAAAGAGAAUCGCAGAUGGGUCUCUCGCAAAAGAGCCGUGGAGGAAGAUGUUAUUUAGGACUUGGUAGCGCUGAGCGUCACUACAUCUGCAAUGCCCUCGAGCAUGUUGAAAUCAAAACUACAGAGCAUGUUGCUCAGUACUUUCUUACAACAACUAGAGUAAAAUUCAAUCAAUGGGGAAUGCUAAGAAAGCAAGUCGUGAAAUUUCUAAGCCCAAACUUUCGCCUGCGAGACUCAAAUGGGCUCUACAGGGACGAAACGGAUGCGCUGCGUGUUGUGCAUCCAAGGCUCGUCAAUCCAUCGGAGGUUGGGCUGUCAUUUUGGGAGGACGAUGCUUUGCCGAAGUACGAUAUAUCCCCCGUGCCUUGGACAGUUUUCGAUAGGGCUACGUCAUCUUCUUCGUCGGCGUCGUCUUUCUCAUCUAAAGGACAAGCUCGGCGACACAACAAAUUUUCCAGUUUCUACACGCGAAUGCUGUACGUGAUAAAUGCGUUGGACUUGUGCUCAUUGUUUGACGAGUUCCGCGUGCAUAGUGGGCCUGAACUCAUAUGUAACGCGAACGAGUACGACGUGAUCACAGCCGCCACCGAUGUACUCACCACGCUGAAUCUCCAUCACCAACCUUUCUUCAAUUUUGUAACGAGACGCACGGAAUUGUUCUCGCUAGGAGAAGACCAAGACGAUAUUGAAGGCAUUCAUAUUGAAG